Molecule: messenger RNA, 210 nt
Organism: Peronospora matthiolae
Lineage: Eukaryota; Oomycota; Peronosporomycetes; Peronosporales; Peronosporaceae
Source: the annotation of a GenBank genome assembly
AUGCAUGCACCAUACCAGUCCGUGUACGAGGCCUGUCGUCGAAAGCUGCUGCACUCUACACCGCUGGCAAUGAAAAACUCGGUGAAAUGUCUCGAAGACCACGGUUUGCUGAAACAGAGUCGCGUUAAUACUAUGGAGUAUUUGGAGAUACCUCUGCCGGAAUCGAUCAUCAGGGCCGACAUACUCCGUGAAGAAAAAGCAGAUGACUGA